Acanthocheilonema viteae is the source of this 828-nucleotide messenger RNA. The record is from the annotation of a GenBank genome assembly. NCBI's taxonomy places the organism in Eukaryota, Metazoa, Nematoda, Chromadorea, Rhabditida, Onchocercidae.
AUGAUGCCUUGCCGGUUGAUAGUUAUGCGGCAUGGUGAGCGAAUUGAUGACCUAUUUCCGGAAUGGAUUCGCAAAUCCACAAUAUCCGGAUCAUACCAAGCUUUCGAUUUAAACAUGCCUCUCGCUCUUCCGGACCUGAAACGACCGUUCAAACAUUACGAAGAUGACACGAUAAUUUCGGAAAUGGGCUAUAUUCUUGCAGAAAUGGUUGGAAGAGGACUCCUUAUUAAUAAAUCUAUACCAGACGUUAUUUAUACGUCGCCAGCGUUACGCUGCGUGCAAACGGCACACUCAGUACUAAAGGGAAUGGACAAAGAGGAUAAAAUUAAAAUUCGGAUUGAACCAACACUUUUCGAAUUUACCGAUCUUCAUCCAAGCGGACAACCGAAAUUCGCAACACCCGAAGAGCUUUACGAUGCUAAAUUCAACAUCGAUACUGAUUAUGUGCCACUCACAACAAUGGAUAAUAUUUGGAAAAUGAAUGAAACAGUCGAAAUGUAUAGCAAACGUGUACAAAAUCUGCUAAAACGAUUAGCUACGACAAAGGAAUGGAGUCAGCGAACUGAUGGUGCCUUAAUUUUGGUUGUUGGUCAUGCAUCAACGGUAGAUUUAGCAAUCGGUGCAUUCCGAAAACCACCUCGAGCAGUUCUUGCUCGAGAGCUAAUCAAUCACGGAGCAAAAUUCCCCUACUGCUGUACCGCAAUUAUCGAUCGAUUGGACGAUGAUCGAUGGUUGUACAACGAAUCUGCUUUACCACCCAUUACUUAUAUGAAUUUUAGUUCCAAAAUUAAUCGAGAUUUCGCUAUGCGCGAACGAAUUGCAACAUGA